GAGAGAGGGAGAGAGUUUGACAGCCUGUCAUGUUGGCGUCGGCUGCUGCGGCCGCAAUGGCGUCUGCUUUGUAGGCGGCGCGCGAACCCCCAGCGCUCGAACCUCUCCGUCUUCUGCGCCUUCUCCUGGCCACCGAGGCCGUCCUGCGCUCCUCCAGAAGACAGGGAAGGAUGCCCUUCGUCUCUACCGGAGACAGAAACAUGGCUCCUCUUCCUGAAGGUUCCCCGGUGUCCACCCCCCGCACUCGAUCUCCUGUGAAAGGAGUGCGUACGGGGGGCGUUACUUGCUCAGGCCCAGAUGCCCUCUCAAUGCUCAGUAUGCUGGCUGAAGUAGCCUCCGUUACACUUCACACUGACCCCUCUGUUACCGACACCGCAGUAGCAGCCAAAACCAAGGCCAGUAAUUCAGGAAACCGUAAGCCAAGUGAAUACGAGGUUCUCACUCUAGAGCAGGUUUCCAACAUGACAGACAACCUACUUGUUAAACUCUUCUCUGACUUUGAGUCCAAUGAAAUGUGGCGAAGAUUUACAUACACAUGUAGAAUGCUCCCCGCAGCAUGCUCCCAGUUCUUCCAGAGCUUUGGUAGUGAACACAAGGCACGUGCAGGGAUGAAAGCUCAUCUCUUAAGUCACCUAAAAAGUCUGCUAGAAGUGCAUACUAGUGAACAGAGUCGUCAGAAUUACAUUCUAGAGUCUGUCCCAGCACGCAAAAGAAGACUGUGCGAACAGGAAAGUUCGACCACCAAACGUAGAGGAGCUUCAGUAAGCAGUCGUACCACUAAGCUUUCUGCAACUCCCAAAACACCAACUAGAGGGGGAGAGAAUAGCAGAUCCCGAAAGGCUGUCCACAUGACCCCAGAAAAGGAGAAUGACAGCAAGCGAAAGAUAGCUGUUUUUAGCAAAGAGCACAAGAAAAUGGAGGUGGCUACAUCCUUCCUCCAGGCAGACAACAUUAAGAAGGAGAACAAGUCUUUGCAAGAGAUUCCGAGAAAUGAGACCAAGCCAAAGAGAAAGCUGGAGACCUCACGUGACAGUCGGACGCGGGCGAAGAAGAUCAAGGCAGUCGUUCCAGAGGGUCCUCUCCAAAAUGACGACAUGAAUAACAACAACAACAACAACGGUGAAGUGAAAAUGGAAGUUAAGUCUGAACUGGAAGAAGACAACCCACCAAUGCAGCAAGCUGUCUCACACGACCAUGGAUACCUGAAAGCUAAUCCGUCACUAAAGGCAGAACCCACAGCGUGCAGAGCAUUUACCCCAAGUGAGCAGUACAGUUUGGAAGACUCUCAGCAAGGACAUCACCAGCAGUUACCUCAGGUGUCUGGCAUUGUGGAAGAAAGUGCUGGGAUUAGUAUGUCUGGUAAAGAAAUUCCUUCUCGUGAAGAUCAUUCAACCCUGUUACAUGAACAUAUGAAUCAAGAAUUACAGGGAGGCAUAAUGGCUCAGGAUUCUGGGAGCUCAUCAACACCAUUGCCAGUAGUUGGUUGUGAGGUGGAAUUCACACCUGAUCAGCAGUACAAAGUAAUGCGCUCUGCAGAUUUGCCAGUCGUGUAUGAUCACAAUAAUCCGCCAUCGAAUAUCCAGACUGUGUCAAGGAUCAUUGAAAGGGAUGAAUAUAAAGUGCGCAAAAAGCCCAAAGGCCGAGCAAAAUUCAUCGGUCAGAGUAAGGUUGAAAAGGAAAUGGCCUUGAAGCUAAUAACGGAGAUCAGGUCAUUGCCAGUGAUGGCUCUGGACACACUCGAAUGUAAGAUAUGUCACCCACCACGUCUCUUCACUGCCCCGUCCACCCUCUUGUCACACUACCGUAGUCAUGCAGGUAUCAGACCUUAUGAAUGCAGAAUCUGUGAAGCAGUGUUUACAAGGCAGCAUUCCCUCAAUUACCACAUGCUGAUUCACACAAACCAGACAAGGUUCACUUGCGUGGAUUGUGGGCGAAAAUUCCGUCAUCCCUCACACUUCAAGGAACAUCGUAGGCGUCACACAGGAGAAUCGCCUUACGAGUGCUCUGACUGUUUGAUGAGAUUUAAAACCCGAAACACUUACAAACGGCAUCUGAGGACUCGGCAUGGCAAGUUGUUGACAACCCAAGGAGCAAUCAUCAUCCUCUCCCAAGAGGAAGCAGACCGCAUGAAGAAGACCCAGGGGCGUAAACCUCGUAGACCACGACAGCCACUCCAGAUUAUUAGUCCAGAGGCAGCUGCACAGAUGGAGGAGGAGCAGAUAUGGACGGAUUUUGAAGAGGGAGAACGGGAAGAAGAGGAAGAGGAGGAAGAUGACGAGGAGGAGGAGGAAGAGGAGGAGGAAGCAUCUCGGUUAGAAAACACACACAAAAGGAAGGAAAUUCCCAAAGGAAGUCCAUCAAAUAUAUCAACGUCAGGUUUAGUGUCCACUGUUGGAGUACAACAAAUUGCCAAUGGCAAAACGGGGCUGUUCAUCAGACCCAAAAAAAUUAGUGUAAGUAAAAGUAAGGGCAAAGCUAAUGUUGAAAAGGCGAAGAUUGCAGAUCAGUCUGCUGAGAUGAAGGUAGAGAUACAAACAAAUGAAGCCAGUUUUGUGGAAGAGGAGAGAGUAGAGGAAGAAGUUGUAACAGAAGAAGUAAACAUGGAUGAUUUACGCACCUACGUCUUCCAGCCACCUCCAGAACAUAAUACUUUGCCGAAAGUGAAUAUAAGGUCAACUUGGAAUACCAUAAACAUUGAUUUAAAAGAUCUGGAGAAAGCAACGGAGAAUGUUGUAACAGAAACCAUUCCUGAAAAUGAGAGUGAGGUGGCGGGCUUUGAAAAUAGCCAGGUCAUCGCCCAAGUGCCAGAGCAGGCUAUGAACCAGGCCUCAGAGGAGUGCACUGAUUUUACAAGUGAUAAUGUUUUACCAGAAGAAGUAAUAACCAUAUGUGCUGGAGAAGAAAAUACUGGGGAUGGUAUUCCAACAGCAGGCAGUCAGACCAGUGGUGGUGCACAGGGAGGUAAACCAGAUUGGUUCACCGUUAAGAAACCGUUGAAAUGCUAUGGUCGACCAAGCUACAGUAUUUUAGAACCAAAUUCAAAUGUAUUUUCAGCAGGUGGCCCCACUUCUAGCACAAACAAAGCAAAUCCCCAGACCAGUCCCAGUGGCAGGUGGGUAUACCUGGUGGAGUACAUUCAGGGUCAAGACGGAAGGCUAGCAAAGGUGUACAGGGGAAGUGCAUCUCUCGUUAAUAGAAAUAACCAAAAUUUAGGCGUGGAAGUUCCUGCCAGUUCUAGCGGUAAUGUGAUGAUACGAGCACCUGUAAAUAGAGAUAAUGCAAAAGUUACUGUUAUGUCUAGCACUGUUACUAGUACACCUCCAUCUGUUUGUAUAUCCAACUCUGUUGUGAAAACAUCAGGUAAAUUAGUUAUGCAAGCAGGAAAUGGAGAGUAUGGGAAGUCGUCCAGCACUGCAGGUUCCUCCACUGUUCCUUCCCAUAUUCUGUCCAAACCUAAUAACCAGAGUACUCAUGGACAAGAUGCCAAUGAUAGAGUGGUUAUUAAUAAGCAGGUUGUGAACAAUGUUGUAGUCAACAACCACAUUGUAAAGAAUGGUAGUAUAGUCAGUGUUAGUUGUGGAGAACAUAGCCAGACGCCACUAAGCUGUUGCCCACAGCCAGUUGUUUUAGCAGCAGAACCAGUAUCUUCAGAUUCAAGCUCAAGUGAAGACCAUCUCAGGUCACAGGGUCACCACAUUUUGCCAACUCAGAAUCUUGCAGGGAAAUCACAAGAUAUGCUUGCCACAGGGACUGCUAAUGGAAACCAAAAAGAUCAGGUCUUUGAAGGUCACUCAGUUGAUCAUCUUGUUACAGUUGAUAAUGAGGUUUUGCUGGAGAACGUUGAGAUCAUAGAAAGCAUGGAUCCAGGCACAGCUGUGAAUGUAACUGUUACUGGAAUAAUUGAAAGUAAUAGCAUUGAUGAAGAAGAGUUGCCAGUAGAAUAUAAUACAAAAUCACAAAUGCAGGUACCAAGGAGGACUGAACUGUCUCCAUCUUCAAGUGUCUCAAAUACUUCAAGAGUUAAAGUGGAAGAAGUCAGGCAUGGGGAUUCACCUUUGGUGGAAGCACGUGGUGAAAUGAUGGAUAAUUUCCUGAAUCCGCAUUCAGUAAAUAAGAGUGAGGGUGAGGUACCAUGCUCACCUGAUAGUAGAACAUCUGCACAGUCAAGUAAGAUUUUAGAUGCAUCUCAGACUUCAUCUGAACAGGUGUCAUCUGUUCAUGGGAUAAACAGUAUUGCAACAAUGUCUUCAUCUGCUCUCAUGCCUGCUGCUGUACAAAUCUGAAUGCCAUUUUCUUAUGAUCAAUAAGUUCCACAAUAACUAACACCAGCCUAUAAAUUCUGUUACCAUAGUCAUUGCAGUAGUACUUAAGUUACUAACUUUAGUUUUGUUUACCAAGACUAAGUAUAAUCAGUAGACAAAUAUUUAUCAUACUGCUUAUAAUAUAUGCUUUAACUAUACUUUAUAUUUUUAUAUGAGCCGACAAGGUUUAUAUGUGUCUGUAUAUUUCUAUGUUUACAUGCUGUGUAAGUAGAUAAAACAGGGCCCUGUGCCUUAUUAUAUAUAGUAACUUCUCUGUUCUGCAUCUGUCUGAAGGGGAUUACAACAGACUUGUUUAGGCCUGGUGUGGAAACUACGUUAACAUAGUACUGUGUCCUACAACAUGCAAAAAUAUCUGUGUAAUUCAUUGGUUAUGGGAUUAAGGUGAAAGUGGUGCAGUAUCUGAUCUGAUCAACGGAAAUUUUAGAGAAUUGUAACAAUACCUGUAUGACUACAUUUUGUGUUACUACACUUUAAAAGUGAAAUCACAAAACAAAUGCCAUGCAGCAAUCCUUUCAAGAAGUUCCUUACUUUGGCUAAGGAUUCAUAGUUUAUAUAUAGGAUUUGAUAGAAAAACAACCUGUAUGGCUCUUACACUGCAUGACAUCUGAUAUUAUAUAGUGAUAAUAGUGGCCUUAAGAAAAUAUAGUUUGUGAUGAGGCAGCAUGCUCUAGAAAUUCAAUAGAAGUAAUUUGCUACUGUAUGUUUUAAGUUCAGUAAGAGUUCACUAAAUCAGACUAAGAUUCUAGUGACUCUUUCACUUGCAGCUGUCACAUAGUCUCUCUACUAGAUUUUAAGCCCAUUUAGGGAGGUUAUUGCAUCUGCUUUUCAGGUUUAAGUGUUUACAUUUAUACUUUCCUAAAUUUGUUUCCCAAAGAGAAUUAGCAUAGUAAACUUGUUAGCAUCACAUCACUUUUUUUUUCUUUUGCUUCUUUACUAUCAUUUCUUUCUUGUUGGUCUUUCUUUUCCAAAUAAUGAAAUGCCCAAUGAUGUCUUGGACGUCUUUUUUUUUUUUUUCUUCUUCUUCUUUUUCAAAGUUACUGUUGUAAAACUGAAUGUUCAAGCAUUUUUUUAAUAUGCAUUAGGUACAUUUUUUGUGAUUUAUAUAUUUGAUAUAGUAAUUCCAACAAUAUAUGACACUUAUUUUUGAUACCACAAUACCCUGGGACCAAUAUCCUAUCAUGGGUAGUAAAGCCAGGGGCAUGAGAGCUUCCUGCCAGUUUUCGUAAGAUAAAGGAUCCUUCAGAGAAUCACAUAACAAGUGCUUGUUAGAUUUGAUAUGAAAAUAUUACAUCUUGUUAUUUGGUUGUUCAUUUUUUGUAAUGAUUUUGUACAUAAAAGCUGUGAAAUGAAAAUCAUGAAAUUGGUUUUGUUUUCUUUGUAGAGGGCAUUUUUGGCAAGGGCUGCAUGUCUUCAGAGAUCUAGGGAUGACUAACUGCUUUAACUAUUGCUUUUAAAUAUUAAAUAAGUGUAGUUCAGAUAAGCAUUGAUAUACAGUCUGCAUCUCUUUACGUAGAUCCACCCCACUUAUUUUUAAUAGCUAUGUGGUACCUGACCUGCUGUAGGUAAAAUUAUGCCAUUUGUUUUCAGGUAGUAGUUAUAGAAUUUUGACUUAUUUUUCCUUAUUUCUUUUUGUUUCAAUGUUCUAAGAUUAGUAUAUGUGCUAUACUUCCAUUCGGUUGUUUUUUUUGUUCUUUGUUGUAACCAAAACAUUAGGAAUCAAUGUGCACAUGUCCCCCAAAAGUUUUUAUUUUCUAUAUUUUUUUUAUCCUUUUUUAUUUCUUUUCUUUUUCCCCCUGUAGUUUACUAAUUUGUAUUAUUUUGAAACCUUACAUGGUCAGUUUCUGUGUUAAGUGAAGUGGAGGGACAAAAUUUCUAGUUAUGAGCAAGUGCCUGUCAUUGGCAGUUAUGAUCCUUACCUGUUCAAAGGUGCCUUCUUACAGUGACCCUCCAGUUCAUGUUUAAAAGAUUUUCAUGCACAAUUUCAUAUGAAGUGCCUUUACAACAAAUUAUGUUUAAGAAAAGUGGAGUGUGUUGGUUAAUUGAAGUGAUAAAGGUUUGGAAUGCCAGGUUGUAUGCAACCAAAGGUUAGAGUAUGGGGGUUCCUUUUGUAAGGGAAAGGGUUAAUCCAUUCGGUUUGUGAAAUUGUUUGAAUGCAUUGUCUAUUGCAUGUUAAAAAAAGAGAAAAUUAUAUCUUCUUGAUUUAGAAGAAAUAGAACCUGUGAGGAGGCAGUGUGCCGAUUGUAAAAUUAACACUAUUUUUGUCUUGGGUUUUAGUGUCUCAGAAAUAGUGGACGAAAAUCCAAGACCUCUCCAGAUAUACUUGCUGUUUAAAUUGUAUUUUGUUACUUUUCGGUUAUGAAUAUUUUAAUUACUGUGCAGAUAGAUCUUUGACACACUCCUUGGUUCUGAGUCAUGUAUCAGAGAGAGAAAAAAGGAUGGAAAUCAUAUGGUAGAAAAAUAUUGGCUUCACUUUAUAAUAUAAGUACAUGAAGUGCUCUUUGGAGACUGAUUGCAGGGGGAAAUAUUUAACAUUGUGAAAUUUAGGUACUUGAAUAUUCCUUGAUUUUUCUUUUUUUCUUUUUAUUAGAUAUAAAGAUUCAGAGGGAAUACCUUUCAGGAGUUGGUAUGACUUAAACAGUGAAUGGCUUAAGCUGUUUAUUAAAAGGUAUGUAAAAUCAAUGCCAUUUUUGGGUUGUUAGUCAAAUUUUUUAAGAUUAUUUUUCUUUUUUUCUUUUCUUUUUUAAGUUGUUGUUUCUAUAGUCCUAUUUCAUAUCCUUAAGAUAGUCUAUGCAUAAUAAAUGCGUACAGAUUUAUACAUAAAUACCAUUAGUGAUAUAUGUUUUGUAUAAUUUUUCAAGUAUGUAUAAACCUAAAAAGUCAAAACGAUACGAGCUGAACAUAUGAAUUGUGUAUAUAUCAGUAUGCACUGGUACGAAGGUUGUAAUUAAUGUGAACUGGAGCAUGAAAACCAUAACAUGAUAUAAGUUUUGUUGCAAAUAGUUAGACAUCCUAAAUGCCUGAAUGUUAGUCUUAACUACUCUCAAGUGCCUUUACAUGUUCAACAAAUAGCACCUGAAAUGAAAUAUUUUCAAGAUUUUAUAACUAAAGAAAUGGAAGUUUGUUUUUGUUUUUUGUUUUAAAGAAUGGGUUUUGCGCAGAUUGUAUCAGUGCUAUUUUCAGAGUAAGGGUCAGUAUGAAGUACUUGUCUUAUAGCAAUAAUAGAUUGUGUACUAUUAUUUAAACAUAUAUUCUUUUAUACUUUAAUAAACAGCAGUUAAA
Molecule: messenger RNA, 7601 nt
Organism: Penaeus monodon (black tiger shrimp)
Lineage: Eukaryota; Metazoa; Arthropoda; Malacostraca; Decapoda; Penaeidae
Exons: 11
Coding region: 171-4283 (1370 amino acids)
Biological process (GO): regulation of transcription by RNA polymerase II
Molecular function (GO): DNA-binding transcription factor activity; RNA polymerase II cis-regulatory region sequence-specific DNA binding
Source: RefSeq, a predicted model, not a curated record